Molecule: messenger RNA, 2920 nt
Organism: Daphnia pulex (common water flea)
Lineage: Eukaryota; Metazoa; Arthropoda; Branchiopoda; Diplostraca; Daphniidae
Gene: Wee1
Product: wee1-like protein kinase
Exons: 9
Coding region: 611-2320 (569 amino acids)
Biological process (GO): mitotic cell cycle; protein phosphorylation
Cellular component (GO): nucleus
Molecular function (GO): magnesium ion binding; non-membrane spanning protein tyrosine kinase activity; ATP binding
Source: RefSeq, a predicted model, not a curated record
CUUUUAUUUUGUCAAUACGUUUAUAGCUCAGGAUUAGUUUAGUUAAUAAAAAAAAACAGCACCACAUAUCAAUAAAAUUAAAAUUACAUUUUAAAAUUUUAUUUAAAAUUUUGAUUUUAACGACAUUUUAUAAGACAUCAUUAAAUAAAUGUUUUUUAAAAACAUUAUUAUUAAGAAUAUUAAUUUCAAAAAUUUUUAUGUUAAUAAAAACAAAUAAAAUUAGAAAUCGAAAUAUUUAUUUUUCAAAUGUGAAAGUAGCCAAGUUAUUGCAGCUGUUUCCUGUUUUGUUGUGACGAAAUUUGAAUUUUUGUGCGGCCGGCGGCCAUGUUGUGACGCAUUGGGUUUUGGCGGGUAAUUUUCUAUACCGCAUUGCCGCAAGCGCUUCCCAUCCCUCGUUGUGGGCGCCGCCAUGACAGUUGUACCAAAACACACGUGAAAAGGAGGGGAGCUGGCGUCUGGCAACGCUGCAUCCGUCUAUUACAAAAAGAAUGGAAGCCACUGAAACGGGCAGUCAUUUUUGAAAGCUCCACACAACUGUCGUGACCAGUGUUCAGAUCAAGUCGAACAGUCUCGCGUCGCAUCAUUUACGCAGUCUGUUCAACGCGUCAUCAUGGAUCGCGAUAUUGAAAUGGAAGAGAACCAUUGCCGCAUAGCACAGCGGUUGGAAUUCCCAUUGAGUGACGAAGAAGAUUUGCAUGAGGCAUCCUCGACUACCGACCGGACUUCUAGCAACAUUUCAUCAGAUCGUCUGGACUCAUCUGGAAGUGAUGAAGGCCUUGGAAUGACCAUUCGGAUAACCAGUCCUAGAAAGCCAAGGUUUCUUCGAACCAGAGCCAGAGAAUCCAUGUCUCCCCCUUACAGUGGAGUCCGGGCUCUGAGGUUGUUUGAUUCCCCGGCAACUCCCAAAACUCUCCUGGAAAACAGUUCAGCUAUGAUUACUCCAGUUCUAGCUACGCCUGCACCAAGGAACAGGAUGAGGACCCUAUUCAACAUGAGUUCUGCAAAAUCAACUGAUAAAAAAGACAACUUGGACACUCCACCUGCUGCCAAUGUCAACCCAUUUACACCAACUGGAAUGCUGUUGACUAGCAAGAAGAGAACCAGAUCUAAACGAAGUCUCAAUGGGUCGUUAGUGAAUUCCUUUGACGAAGAGGUCCAUGAAGCAACCGAUGAAUCAGACGAAGAAUUGCCCCCGAAAAGGAUUGCUCUGCAUCAAACUAGUGUCCCCAGAUACCACAAGGAAUUCCAUGAGAUCUGCCUGAUUGGAAAAGGAGAAUUCGGUUCAGUGCACAAAUGCCUUAACAGGCUCGAUGGAUGCACCUAUGCCGUCAAGAAAAGUUUGAUGCCAGUAGCUGGAUCCCCGAAUGAACGAUCUGCUCUUAACGAAGUAUGGGCUCACGCAGUCCUUGGCCAGCACCCUCAUGUUGUUCGCUAUUAUUCGGCCUGGGCUGAAAAUGGUCACAUGAUCAUUCAGAACGAAUUCUGCAAUUCUGGCACCCUCGAAGAAUUGAUUCGCACUAAUCAGCAAAACAAUGUCAUAGUCAAUGAACCGCAAUUAAAAUCGACAUUGUUGCAGAUUGCAGAAGGAUUACAUUACAUUCAUUCCAAACAGUUGGCCCAUAUGGAUAUCAAGCCGGGUAACAUUUUUAUCUGCCGUGAGAAUAUCGACGACUGCUCGGUUCACCACGACAGUGACGAUGGAUUUGACGAACUUGAUGACGAUUACGGAUCCGUGACGUAUAAAAUUGGAGAUUUGGGUCACGUGACGUCGGUUGUGCAGCCAAUCGUGGAAGAAGGCGAUUGCCGUUACUUGCCCGUCGAAAUCCUACAGGAAAAUUACGACAAUCUAGCCAAAGCUGAUAUCUUUUCCCUGGGUCUUACAAUCUACGAGAUGGCUGGCGGUGGUCAACUACCAAAGAAUGGUGACGAGUGGCACGCGAUCCGACAGGGCCGUUUGCCAUAUAACGGCCGGUACUCUAUCGAGCUACACAAUCUUCUGGAGUUGAUGAUCCACCCCGACCCGACCUUAAGGCCGUCGACCCAAGUGUUGACACAGCACCCCGUUUUAGGGCCAAACGGUGCCAAGUCUAAAGACCAACUAAGUCGUGAACUGAAUGCCGAACGACUAAAGAACCGACAACUCUCCGAGAAACUUCAAGAAGCCGCUCGUCAUAUUCAAAAUUUAAUGCCGCUAUCGAGGUUUUCUCUUGAGGAAGUGCCAGCUCCGAAAAUGCCUAAGCUCCAAAUGAACGAACCUUGUGCAAGACGACUCUUGUUAGGUCGGAAGAUGAACAGAAGUCUAAGCAAUGCUGACUUCUAAAAAAAAAGAUAAUUAAAAGCAAACAAAAACAUAAAGAAAAAAAAAACAAAGAAAAUAUUAUAACGACUUCUACUACGUACAUAUUUCGCCAACGUGAAAAGCUGAACGUUUAUGCAUUGGAAAAAUUUCAAUCGUCAUUUUCAUUUUUAAGAGAUUUUUAAAAUAUCAAAAUUUGAAUGUUGAAAUAGAGAACAAAAGAUACUAGCCUUUUUAAGCCCCGCCCCUUCGCACGGAAAGAGUCUUGAGAAAAAGUUGGAAUUGGAGUGCCUUGUGUGUUAAUUUGGUUCGCGCUGUGAUUUGCUUGUCGUUAAUCAGAAUCUAUAUUUCUUAUUUGAGUCCUAAGUGGGACCAUCCCACUUUUUUCCCCCUUAUUUUUGCUAGAGCACUGCUAAAAAGUAUGGGCAUCUUUUCACAUUUCAUUCCGUUUUUUUUUUGUACGUGUGCGUGCCUGUGUGAAUGUUUCGUCUAAAUAACCCCCACGCCCUGUCUCUCUGGGUCUGUGUUAAUUUUUUUCCCUACCUGUCUUCAGCUGUGUUUCAUGUCGAUUGUAUUGUAAAGAACAGGGGAGUUUUAUUACACGACUUAUUAUUGCCUGGAAAA